CCUCAACAUUCCCUGCCGACCAUUUUCCCGUGACACUUUAACUUGCCCUCCUGCUGUCUUCUUCUCUCUCAAUCUCUUGCAUCCCCAACUUGACUCGAUUCUAAUCUUCCAGUUCACUCAUCUCUACCUCCUCAUCACAAUCAUCAUGGGUGACGCUACUGUUAACGGCGACAUGCCUCACUCUGCCUUCCUCUCGCACUUGACGUCAUACCCUCUCGUCUCUGACUCCAUCACCGUUGUCAAAGAGAAUCCCUACGGCGCAAAGUCCAUCGACUUCACCAACGCUAGCUACACCAAAUUUGUCAAGCCCAACCUUUCAUAUUUUCAGACACCAGCAGCCUACGCCAAACCUUAUGUUGUCAAAGCAGACGAACUCGGUGACAAGUUCCUUUCCAAAUUCGACGAAAAGGUGCCCAUUGUCAAGACCGAGACCAAGGAGAUCAAGGGCACCCUUUUCAGCUAUGCCCACUGGCCUCUCCAAAAGGCCGGCGAGACAAAGGACUGGGCUUUGAGCACAUACAGUGAAGAGUACAAAAAGAUUGGUGGCGAGAGCUAUGUCACCAGUGGAAAGGCCGUCAUCACCACUUCUCUUGUCUUGACUUCAGAUGUUCUCAAAUAUGUCAGCUCCUUCCUCCAGACCAAGAAGGAAGAAGCCAAGGAAGUCGUCCAGGAAAAGACCAGCAAAUAGUCAUCUCAUCCUCGGCCUCGACUCUUUGCCCAUCAGACUACCCUUUUGUACAAACGGUUCCAUAACCUAACACGAUACCCUGCCUCCUGGGCAACAUGUUCAGCAAAACAGAGAGCGCUGUUGAAUCAUCAUCUUCUGGGUCAAGCGAGUUAGUGGUUGAUUAUUUUGGCUUUGAUGCAGUGCUUGAUUGUGGCUUGUCCUCUGUUUACGGACGGCCAUGAAGAGCGGUUUGUUAUGCCCAGAGAACCUGUGGUGCACCAUGUUUUUCUCAACGGGGACAUACAGUUCGCGACAGGCAUGGUAUUCUCUGAACAGCGUCUUUGUUUGUGGAACUUUUCGACUCCAUCUUAUGAUAUAGAAUCAUUCUUUGAUAUGCAUAGACGCGCUCAAUGAAAUCGAGGCGUAUCUUCCUCCAUCCCGAUGGAAGCUGACGUCUCUAUAAAACAGUCCAUCGUCCAUUCCGAUGUUAUCUUUGUAAUUAUGGACACUCUAUAGCAAUCUAAUCUCAUUGUCAUUUGAGUCUCUCGAGGGACCUUGAUCUUGUG
This is a messenger RNA of Exophiala mesophila, 1233 nucleotides long. RefSeq lists its product as uncharacterized. The record is from RefSeq and is a predicted model, not a curated record. NCBI's taxonomy places the organism in Eukaryota, Fungi, Ascomycota, Eurotiomycetes, Chaetothyriales, Herpotrichiellaceae. The coding region runs from base 146 to 688 and encodes 180 amino acids. The transcript has 2 exons.